AUGUCACGUACUGGAGUCUUACCACAAGGGAUUGAGCUUUCUGGUGGUGAUGUAGAAUUAGGUAACGUUCAACAAACUGGUGAACACAAAAGGACCACCGAUCAGCAGGCUGCAACAAAUUGGGUUGUCUAUCAACGAACCUUAGAAGAGAAGAGACAAAUACAAAGAUUCAAACAAGAAACAAGUCGACUGGGUGGUAUUGAAUUAGAUCAAACAAACAAUUAUCAAUAUGUACAACAUAGGGUGUAUCGUCCAAAAGGCUUCGAUAUGAAGAGCGAGGAGCAGUAA
Molecule: messenger RNA, 288 nt
Organism: Didymodactylos carnosus
Lineage: Eukaryota; Metazoa; Rotifera; Eurotatoria; Philodinida; Philodinidae
Source: the annotation of a GenBank genome assembly